Molecule: messenger RNA, 2076 nt
Organism: Macaca mulatta (Rhesus monkey)
Lineage: Eukaryota; Metazoa; Chordata; Mammalia; Primates; Cercopithecidae
Product: cell cycle control protein 50B
Biological process (GO): phospholipid translocation
Cellular component (GO): Golgi apparatus; plasma membrane; endoplasmic reticulum
Source: RefSeq, a predicted model, not a curated record
UUGCAGAGAUGCAGCUACAACCAAGGAACACCAAGGAUUCCCAGGAGCUACCAGAAGCUAGGAAGAGGCAAGGAGGGAUUCUUCUCUAGAGCCCUCAGAGGGAGCAUAGCCCUGCUAACACCUUCAUUUUGGACUUCUGCCCUCCAAAACUGUGAGAUAAUACAUUUCUGUUGUUUUAAGCCAUUCAAUUUGUGGUAAUUUGCUUCCCUUAGUUCCUUGCCACUUGGACCUCCCCAUAGAGCUAAUUCCUGACAUGGAAACUGGCUUUCCCAAGUGAGUAAUCCAAGCAAGAAACAGUGUGAGAGAACACCUAAUAUGGGAACCAUGGUCUUUUAUAAUCUAACCUUAGAAAUGACAUCCCAUUACUGCUGCUGUUCCGUUUUUUAGAAGUGAGUCAAUUCGUCUAGCCCACGCUCAAGGAGAGGAGAUUACACCAGGGUAUGAAUAUCAGGAGGCAGGAAUCAUGUGGAGAAAUCUUAGUGACUACCUAAAACAAUGGUGCCAGGCCUUGAUGAUGCUUUCUAGAUGUUCAUGACCUAGUGGGAAAAAUGAAUAUGCAUGUAGACAAACGACAGUCUAUAUGUUAGAUGUAGCAAGGCAGGCUUUGGAAUUGCACAGUGUAACUGGAAUUUGAGGCCUGAUGCCAUUAUUUACUAAAUCCUUCUGGAUGACUUACUAAACCUCUCUGAGCCUUAUCUUUCUCAUCUGCUUAAAUGGGAGAUAAUGCUAUCAUUAUAGCAUAUAUAUGAGAUAAGCAUGCAAAACCACCCAGUAUGGUAUCAGACGUAUGGUAGGUGCUUAUUUAAGAAUAAUAGUAGUUGUUGUUAGGAUUAUUUUAGGUAUUUUAGUAGUGGUAAGUAACCAGUAAAAUAUGUAGUCACUGUUAAUGAGAUGACAUAUUUAAUAUAGCAUCUUUGUUAAUAGUGUUUAAAACUAGUUAAGAUCUUCCGAUUUACCUGAGCGGGCGGGGAAACCUGCCCCAUGAGGAUCCCCUGGGCUCGCCCAGUGCACAGGGGAAGCGUCCCGUGGCUGGGCCCCUCUUGGUCAGCCCAUGCAGCCGCCAUGACCUGGAGCAUCACAGCCGGGGGUGCCCACCAGCUCAACACCACCACAUUCACGCGGCAGCGCUUCCCCGCCUGGCAACCGCUGCUGUUGGCCAGCAUUACGCUGCAGCUCUUCUACGUGGGCCUGGCCUUCUAUUACUCCUCCAACAGCAUCAAGGAGCUGGAGUACAACUACACUGGCAGCCCGGGCACCAGCAACUGCUCGGUGUGAACUGCAGCUGGCCAGGGCUGUGCGCCACCGCCCACCUGCUCAUGCGCCUGGUACUUCUCACUGCCUGAGCUCUUCCAGGGCCCCGUGUACCCCUACUACGUGCUGACCGACUUCUACCAAAACAACCGGUGGUAUGGAAUGUAUGACAAUGCGCAGCUGAGCAAGCUGCCCAGCACGCUGCACCACCCGGUCAAUGAGUGCACCCACCGCGCCGCCUGCCCAUUCGCACCCUGCACCAUCAUUACCAACAGCCUCUUCAACGACUCCUCCUCGCUGUGACACCAGCGCCGGCGCGGGCCCUACGUGGAGGUGCCGCAGUACCGCACUGCAUGCAUCGCCUGGUAGACCAACAACUAUCCCAUCAAGUUCUGCAACCCGCCACUGGUCAACGGCAGCCUGGCACUGGCCUUGCAUGGCACGGCACUCCCGCCCAACUGGCACCGGCUGGUCUACGACGAGCUCAGCCCCAUCCCCAACAACACCGGCUUCAUCAACCAAGACUUCGUGGUGUGGAUGCACAUAGCAGCGCUGCCCUCAUUCCGCAAGCUGUAUGCGGACAUCCACCAGGGCAACUACUCAGCUGGGCUACUACGGGGUGUCUACUGUGUCAACAUCACCUACAACUACCUGAUGCGUGCAUUUGGCGGCCACAAGCUCCGCAUCUUCAGCAGCAUCUUGUGGAUGGGUGGCAGGAACCCCUUCCUGGGCAUCGCCUACCUGAUCAUCAGCUUCCUCUGCAUCCUCACCGGCUUUGUCAUGCUGAUCAUCCACAUUUGCUACCAGGACCAACCAGAACGAUGA